CCUUUCACCCGGAUGCGGCUCGCCAUACUUCAAUUCCCGGCAACCGGGUUCUCUCCCCGCAAUAAUUGCCCGUCCAAACCCCGCAUACGUCGGAAGAAGCAACCCCAAAUAGAGCUUGGCAUGGCCAAAGACAUGAUGUACCAGCAUCGUUAUUCGUCGAACCAACCAACAGCGUUCCUACGUCCAGCCCUUGCAUGCAGGCCCGCGAUGACCGAAACGGCUUCGAUCUGCGCGACGUCGACAUGGGCUCUGUUGGAGUUGGGAGGUUAUUAUUAAAGAUGCUGCUCGAGAUGGCUGGGGGACUGCAAGUGUCUUAAGAGUCUUUGUUAGUCACCACGAAUGAGACUCUAGGAUAGUGACGAUGCCGAUCAUCGGUGCCAAAGAAGAGCAUGUCGACCCACGCCUGACGCGCAUAGCGCAGGCCGACAAGAAACCGUGGUACAAGAAACCGAACCUCCGGUUCCUGUACCUCAUCCUCGUCCCCACAGGGCUUGGUGUAGAAUGGACUUCGGGCUUCGACUCGUCCAUGAUGAACAGCCUACAGGCCGUCCAGUCAUGGGUUGACUAUUUCAACAACCCCACUUCAGGCCGACUCGGCCUCCUCAACGCCAUGUACUCCCUGGGCGCGCUCAUGGCGAUUCCCUUCAUCCCCACGGUCAGCCAUUUCCUCGGGCGGCGGCGGACGAUCCUGCUCGCCUCGGUCAUCAUGUGCAUGGGCGCGGGCCUGCAGGCCGGGGCGCGCAACUCGGACAUGUUCCUGGCCUCUCGCUGGGUGCUCGGGUUCGGCAUACCCUUCGCCAUCGUCAACGCCUCGUCACUGAUCGGCGAACUGUCCUACGCCAAGGAGCGGCCCAUCAUGACCUCGCUGUUCAACGCCUCCUGGUUCGUCGGCGCCAUCGUCGCGGCCGGCACCACCUACGGCACGUUUCAGAUGGAGUCGACCUGGUCCUGGCGCCUGCCCAGCCUGCUGCAGCUCGUCCCCAGCUUCUUCCAGAUCACCUUCAUGUACUGGUGCCCCGAGUCGCCGCGCUGGCUGAUCUCCAAGGACCGUGGGGACGAGGCGUUCGCCAUCCUGCAAAAGUACCACAGCGAGGGCGCGGACGGGGACGAGUUCGUGCGGCUCGAGUACGCGCAGAUCCAGUCGACGAUCGCGCUGGAGAAGGAGGCGGCCUCCAGUUUCGUGUGGGCGGACGUGGUGCGCGAUCCGCCCAUGCGCAGGCGGUUCACCAUCGCCGCCAUCGUCGGCUUCUUCACCCAGUGGAGCGGCAACGGCCUGCUGAGCUUCUACAUGAAGCAGAUCCUGGCGUUGGUGAACAUCACGGACAACCGGACGGUGCAAAAGAUCAUCCUCAGCAACACCUGCUGGGGCUUCAUCAAUGCCGUCCCCCUUGCGCUGAUCGCCCCGCGCUUCCGGAGGCGGGUCAUGUUUCUGACGUGCACGAUCGGAACGGCGGUGGUGUACACCGUGUGGACGAUUGCCAGCGCUCGGGCCGAGAUUGACCCCUCGGCGGCGACGGCGAUUCCGGUGUUGGUGUUUAUCUUUGUCUACUCUCCGUACGUCUCCUCUUUUCCUUCGAGCUUCUCUUCAUUCGAGGACCUUCACAAGAUGCACAAAUGCCUAUUAACUCAGCUUCCGUGCAGAUUUUACAAUCUCGGAUGGAACGCUCUGGCUUACACGUACAUGGUCGAGAUUUUCCCCUUCCGGCAACGCUCCAAAGGCAUCGCGGUCGAACAGCUGACGGUACGGUUUGCCGUCUUCUUCAACACAUAUGUCAACCCCAUCGCGCUCAAAAACAUUGGAUGGAAAUACUACAUUAUAUAUUGUGUCUGGAUCCUUGUCGAGAUCGCGACCGUCUACCUCCUGUUCCCGGAGACGCACAAUCGCACGCUCGAGGAGCUCAGCUUCAUAUUUGAGGGCAAAGCGGUCCAGGAGAAGAUGCAGCAGAACGUCGACAAGGUGCUCGAGGUUGAGCUGGAUGCCGUGAAGAGGCGGUCGUCCAAGGAUGGCGUGGCAACCGCUGAAGAACGGGCUUGAGGGAGGUGAGAGGGGAUGGGGAUGACGGGCGAGGAGGGAGAGCGAGCAACAUAUUAACAACACCAUUCAACAACGCCGCUUCAGUCAGUCAGUCGAGACUUUUUUUUUUCAACCGAUCCACAGAAAUCAAUAAACU
Molecule: messenger RNA, 2171 nt
Organism: Thermothelomyces thermophilus ATCC 42464
Lineage: Eukaryota; Fungi; Ascomycota; Sordariomycetes; Sordariales; Chaetomiaceae
Exons: 2
Coding region: 362-2035 (557 amino acids)
Biological process (GO): transmembrane transport; carbohydrate transport
Cellular component (GO): membrane
Molecular function (GO): carbohydrate:proton symporter activity
Source: RefSeq, a predicted model, not a curated record